CUAAAAAGGUCUGUACCAGUUCGCAAGUGGCGACACGCAGCCAUGCCGAAUGUCGCCAUGGCCGGCAACAAGUUUUCGUCGUAUCACCUCGCCGCCGCACUCCGCCGGGAGCAUGACCCCGCCGCUGCACUCCGACUCUUCCUCAGUCCGCCAAACGCCGCCUCCACCCCGUUCCGCUACUCCCUUCUCUGCUACGACCUCAUCAUCUCCAAGCUCGCCGCCGCGCGCCUCUUUCCGGCCAUGGAGUCCCUCCUCUCCAGCCUCCGCGCCUCCUCUCUCCAGCCGCGCGAACCCCUACUCUGCUGCGUCAUAUCAGCUUACGGCCGCGCUCGCCUCCCCGCCGCCGCUCGCCGCGCCUUUGCCCACCCCGCCUUCCCCGCUCCCCGCACCGCCCGCGCCUUCAACACUCUCCUACACGCACUCGCCGUCUGCCACACGCCCCUCCCCGAACUCCUUUCUGUUUGCCGCGACGCCGCCUUCUUCCCGGACGCGUGCACCUACAACAUCCUCAUGCGCGCGGUGGCUGCCACUGAUGGCUCUGUCGACCAUGCACGCCUCCUGUUUGACGAAAUGCUACAACGACGGAUCACCCCGACUCUUAUCACGUUUGGCACCCUCAUUGCCGCGUUUUGCAAUUGCAAUCGGCUCGAGGAGGCAUUUGACCUGAAGGAGGCGAUGGUUAAGCAGUACAAUGUGAGGCCAAAUGCUCAUGUGUAUGCCAGUCUGAUGAAGGGUCUCUGCCAGCGGGGGGAUGUGGACAAGGCGGUGAGGCUCAAAGAGGAGAUGGCGUUGAGGAUAGAGCUCGGACUGGAUUCGGCCAUUUACGCGACCCUCGUAAGGGCAUUGUUCCGGGUAGGGCGGAAAGGGGAGGUGGUUAGUUUGCUGGAAGAGAUGAAGGGAAGGGGUAUUCCGGCUAAUAGAGUGGUGCACAAUGCAAUGAUCGCAGGUUUCUGUGAGGAUGAGAGGGAUUUGGAUGCUGCAUCUGCAGCGCUUGAUGACAUGCUGAAGAGUGGGUGCAAGGCAGAUGCGGUGAGUUACAAUACCUUGGUUGCUGGGUUGUGCAAGUUGGGGCGGUGGCGGGAUGCAAAUGAGUUGGUUGAGGAUAUGCCAAGAAGGGGCUGCCCUCCUGAUGUGGUGACCUACAGAAUGCUAUUCGAUGGGAUGUGUGCUGCUGGGGAGUUUCAUGAGGCAGAUCAGGUUUUGGAUGAGAUGGUCUUUAAGGGGUUUUCACCAAGCAAGGAAGGUGCGAGGAAGUUCGUUCAGGGAAUUGAGCGGGAAGGGGAUGUUGUCUUGCUGGAGUCGGUGGUGUGCCGUCUCGCUAAGUUGAACGCUUUGGAGUCAAGUGGAUGGGAGAAAGCUCUCAGCAGUGUGCUGAGGGAUCCUGCAGAGCUGAUGAUAAAUAAGCCUCUAGAUUGUUUAAGAUCACCUAAGUAGAUCUCUGGAUACUUGAUUGGCCCUGUUGUUGUUUAAUAACAAUUAUUAUGAUAUUUUAUCUACUAAAAUCCCCCCAUGUCUCAAUAUGCUAGCCAAGGCUGCCUAUCAGGCUUUCCUACCAAAUUCAGGUUAGUUCCUACCUGAAAGUUAACUUAAUAUUAUUGAUGACCAUGAAGAACAUCAAGACAGCUGGGCAGGGCCAAAUACAAGUAAAAUAUUGAGGCGGGGUUCAUUGAUAAUAGAUGCAGUUCGGAUGCAGGAUGGAUUUAGCACACCAGCGGGAGUAUAUUGGUAAUAAAAACCGUUCAUGCAAGCAUAUAAAAACCCUAUUGAAGGUGCAGUUCAUUAAGAUUAUUGGGCAUCGGACUAUGGACUACCUUGCUUCAGAAUGUCCAGAACGACAGAAGACAUCAAAACAUUUGUACUUCUGAUUUCUUGGUUAAGAUGGCUGGAAAAAUAGUUGAAUAUUCAGGCAAGAGGAGCACUCCUUCACCCUAAUCACCUACUACCAGGACUGCUUGGAAGGAGGCUGCAAGUUAAUGCCUAUUUUAAUACUUUUCAUUCCUACUUCCUCCAUUUCAUAUUAGUUGUCGCUGAUUUAUUUAAUACAAAGUUGUACUGAAUCAGCGACAACUAAUAUGGAACAGAUGAAGUAUCUAUUAAUCCUUAAACGACCUCAAAAAACUUCUUUUUUUCAUAGAACAAAGCACUUUCUUUGCAUAUCGGUGUGUUUGAGGAAGAUCGCAACAGAAGAACAAUACUCAAUACUCCGUAUGUUGCAGGCAUGAGAAUAUCCAGAAUGGUGUCAAAUUGCGAUCUA
Messenger RNA from Lolium perenne, 2254 nucleotides. RefSeq lists its product as uncharacterized. The record is from RefSeq and is a predicted model, not a curated record. Lineage: Eukaryota; Viridiplantae; Streptophyta; Magnoliopsida; Poales; Poaceae. Gene Ontology annotation, molecular function: protein binding; mRNA binding.